This is a messenger RNA of Amblyraja radiata (thorny skate), 2170 nucleotides long. RefSeq names its product probable G-protein coupled receptor 75. Lineage: Eukaryota; Metazoa; Chordata; Chondrichthyes; Rajiformes; Rajidae. The transcript is spliced from 2 exons. The record is from RefSeq and is a predicted model, not a curated record. The coding region runs from base 497 to 2047 and encodes 516 amino acids. Gene Ontology annotation, cellular component: plasma membrane. Gene Ontology annotation, biological process: G protein-coupled receptor signaling pathway. Gene Ontology annotation, molecular function: C-C chemokine receptor activity.
GCUUGGAAGCAAAACACAUUUCCAAUUCGUACGUACUUGUAGUUUCCAUGGUAACAGUCCUUAGAAACCAGAUUGCUCUGGACUGCAGCAUCGGAUGAAAAAAAAGCUUGUUUAACAUUGAGACCGCAAUGUAUGUUUGCGUAUUGAGUGGACUGAUUGAUUAGCUCUCCGUGUUAACAUCUGGCUUUGCAUUUUUUUGCAAUGUGGACGGGUUUCUGGUCAGCGUUUGAUGCAACCUGUCGGGCCUGAGAAUUUCUGAUUCCCUCAGCCAUCAAUGUCAAAUGCUGCAGUACCGAGCCCGAAUGCCAAAGUGUCGUCUCAUGGAGGUUUAGAACAUCACCGAUCACAAUCAAAAUGUGAGCCUGUGAUCAAAAUCAGGCCGAGUGGAACCACAAUUAAUCCAUCCAAAUACUUUCUGAAAUUGCCAUUUGUACAACUAAACGCUACCUGAAUGGAUACCCAACCGUAUUUUAUAAAAUAAAAGCUCCUUUUCAAAAUGAACUCAAGUCUGGAAUGUAUUUUCCCUGUGCUCACCGACUGCUUUCCAGGCAAGAAUCAAACGCAAGUGCAAACAGCCAUCCACAGGGCCACACUGGCCACCUGCACCCUUUUGCUUAUCCUGGUAUUCUGCCUUGGCUCCUACGGGAAUCUAAUUGUCUUCUCGUCCUUCUUCAAUCCAUCUUACAGAAAAUUCCGGACCCAUUUUGACUUCAUGAUUCUGAACCUGUCGUUCUGUGACCUCUUCAUCUGCCUCGUGACCGCCCCCAUGUUUGGCUUUGUGAUGUUCUCCAAUGAUGGGAGCAGCAUGUCGGACACUUUCUGCUUCACCUUCCACCUCACCAGCACAGGGUUUGUGAUCAUGUCCUUGAAAACGGUGGCGGUUAUUGCUGUCCACCGCCUGCGUAUGGUGCUGGGACAACAGACGAACCACUGCUCCUCCUUCCCCUGCAGACUCUUUUUCACCAUCAUCUUGUGGGUCAUUAGUUUCACCUUGGCCACCUUGUCGGCCAUGACCAAGUACCACAGCUCCAAGAUCUGCGUGCCGCUGCUGGGGCUGAUCAACGAAGACGGCAAGGCCAUCCUGUACACAUACGUUGUGGACUUCACCCUCUGUGUGGGCAUCGUGGCCGUGUCCUAUGCAAUGAUCGCACAAACUCUGCACAAGAAUGCACAGAUACACCGGUGCCCCGUAAUUACCGUGGUCGACCCCAAAAACCCUGACUCCUUUCUCCCUCCUGAAGGCCCAUCUUUAUACAGAAAACAGAAAUCCAACAAAGCACCCCAUGUCCAGAUACAUCUGCACGCCUCCGUCCAAAGUAAAAAUGCUGUUACUUCCAAUAAAAAGCUUGAGCAAACUGUGAAUCUUUCCGCUGUUAAGGAUUCCAAAGCUGUCGUGACUUGUAUUAUGAUACUACUAUCAGUGGUCUGCUGUCUACCACUGGGUAUAGCACUGGUGCAUGAUGUCUUAUCUUCAGAAAACAGUUUUAUCAUCUAUCAGUUUGAGCUGUGUGGAUUAACCUUGGUGUUUUUUAGGUCAGGCCUCAACCCGUUUAUCUAUUCACGAAACAAAUCUGGCCUGCGUAAGAAGGUGGCUUGGUGUACGCACCUCGUGGCCCUGCUGCUGUGCUGCAAGCAGAAAACGAGGCUGAAAGCAGUGGGAGAUGGCAGCCUGGUUGCGAACAGGAACAAGUCUUCUCACCACGACACCAACUCGGCGUAUAUCCUCUCUCCCAAACCGCAGAAAAAGCUUGUUGACCAGGCCUGUGGUCCGAGUCAUUCAAAGGAUGUCUUUGCCUCCGUCGAGCCUCAACAAAGAGUACAAAGCUCCACGACACCUAUCAACACUAGGACAGAGCCCUAUUACAGUAUCUACAAUACCAGUGCCCUCCAAGAGAACAGCACUCCAACACGCCUGCAGCCCAAAAGGCAAAACUUAGGGUCAGCUCAGUCCUAUACUGGAAUGUACUACCACAUCUCAAAGACAUCAGAUUUCAUGCAGGACUAUGACAGCACCUCUGCCAAACGUAUUCCUAUUCCAUCUGUCUAAACCUGCCACCUGUCUAUGUGAAGAGUAAAACAGGAAUGGACAAAUUUCCCGUGGCAAGAAUGUUUUUGCUAGAAAGCAGACCUCUCUAUUAACAAUUAUCAGCAAUAUAAAGUCUGUUUCCUU